Molecule: messenger RNA, 697 nt
Organism: Xenia sp. Carnegie-2017
Lineage: Eukaryota; Metazoa; Cnidaria; Anthozoa; Malacalcyonacea; Xeniidae
Exons: 3
Coding region: 1-606 (201 amino acids)
Source: RefSeq, a predicted model, not a curated record
AUGUGUACUUGUGUUUCGAAGACCGAAAGGAAACUUUCAUCUGCUAGGGACGAUUUUGUAAAGUUAAGAAGCGAACUUAAUGUCCAGGAUUCAGACUUGGACGACUCGAUAAUGCAGUGGAAAGAAGAUGUUCAACAAUUUGCGAGAGAACAACAAAUUGGAGUUUCUUCGUUAAAAGGUGCCGCCGAAGAGUUCUUCCUUUUGCAUCAAACUGUUGAAAAUGCUCAACAUUUGGAGAAUUUUGUAAAAGCCAACGAUGAUAAAACGCGGACAUUAUUGGGUGAUAUGCGUUUCGUUCAUGACGCUCAAAACAAAGUGAAACAACUUGAACAAAAUGCAACAAGAUUGCUGGAAUUGAAAAGACAGCUUUUAGAUGGACAUGUGAGAGAGGAGCAGCUUCUUGAGCAAGGAAAGUCGCAGCUGGCAAAAAUCACAGUAGCAAAGCUGCAGAAGAGAUUAGAAAUGUUGUAUUUUUCAGUCACUAGACGCACAAAAGAAAUAACUUCUCUUGCUGAUUCUAGCAAACGAAGAUCUUCCAUGAGAAGGAAAUGCGCUAAAGAAAAGUCCGAAAUAGCAUCCACCGUAGAAGAGUUAAAUUGCCUCUGAAGUCUGUGUGGUCUUCCUACGACAAGUGCGGAAGAAGUCAUGUCUGGAUAUUUUGUUUGGUCGUUUAACCAGUGUGACAUAGAUAGUACGA